UUAUAUUCAUUCUGUCAGCAAACCAUGGCUGCGACAGUUGGGGAUUCUCCUUCGCUCGCUGUCGCCUCAUCCCGGCCGUCGGGGGAUGCCGACUUGGGGUCCCCUCACAUAGCGGCGCUGAUCCUGGCUCGAGGCGGCAGCAAAGGGAUCCCGCUGAAGAACAUUAAGCUCCUGGCUGGCGUUCCGCUGAUUGGUUGGGUACUGAGGGCAGCCCUCGACUCCGGCGCCUUCCAGAGUGUAUGGAUUUCCACAGAUCACGAUGAAAUUGAGAAAAUUGCCAAGCAGUUUGGAGCUCAGGUGCAUCGGAGGAGCUCUGAAGUGUCUAAAGAUUCUUCUACCUCUUUGGACACCAUUGUGGAGUUUCUCCAAUAUCACGAGGAGGUUGACGUCGUAGGAAACAUUCAAGCAACUUCCCCUUGCCUGCAUCCCACCGACCUCAUCAAAGUCGUCAAAAUGAUCCGUGAGGAUGGCUUCGACUCGGUCUUUUCAGUCGUGCGGCGGCACCAGUUCAGAUGGAGUGAAAUUAAAAAAGGAGUCUGUGAAGUGACCGUCCCGCAAAAUCUGAAUCCGGCCAAGCGUCCUCGGCGACAGGACUGGGAUGGUGAACUGUAUGAAAACGGAUCGUUUUACUUUGCCAAAAGGGCCUUAAUUGAAAAGGGGUAUUUGCAGGGUGGGAAAAUGGCAUACUACGAAAUGCGAGCUGAGCACAGUGUGGACAUCGAUGUUGAUAUAGAUUGGCCUAUCGCGGAGCAACGGGUCCUAAGAUAUGGCUACUUUGGGAAAGAGACCUUAAAGGAAGUGAAGCUUCUGGUAUGUACCAUCGACGGAUGCCUCACCACCGGCCACCUCUACAUCUCCGAAGAUGGGAAAGAGAUGGUUUCCUAUGAUGUCAGAGAUGCGGUUGGCAUCAAUCAGCUUCAGAAAAGAGGCGUAGAGGUGCGGCUGAUCUCCGAGAGGGACUGUUCCACCAAGGCGCUCUUGACCUCGAAGUUGGGCUGUACCGUGGAAGUCGGGGUGAUAGACAAGCUGGGUGUCGUGGAGAAAUGGCGGAAGUCCAUGGGGCUGUGUUGGAAGGAGGUUGCGUACUUAGGAAAUGAAGACUCAGAUGUGGAGUGUCUGAAGAAAGCCAGCAUGAGCUCCGUCCCUGCGGACGCAUGUCCGGCUGCACAGAAAGCGGCAAGCUACAUCUGCAGGUCCAAUGGCGGCCGCGGGGCAGUUCGGGAAUUUGCCGAGCACAUCCUCCUUUUGAUGGAAAAGGUGAAUUCGGCUGGAAAAAACUCGGGCCGACCAAGCUAGGAAGUCGCCUCUAAGCAGCGUCUCGGGAGAGAGAUGGGAUUCUGCUUCGUUGAUUUUGCUGGGGGUGUCCUUUCCUCUGCUUGGCUUUUGACAUUUCCAGAAUCCCAAAAAGGACCCCGACAAUAAUCUUUGAAAUAUCUGCUUUAUUAUUAUUAUUAUUGAACGGGUGAUGAAAUCGUUACUGAAUUGAUGCAGACCCAAAGUGGCAGGAAAAUCCAAUAAAUCCAAAGACACGCUAUUGCCGGACACAUCCGUGGAGAUUGUCGGUCAUCCAGGUCAUGGUUGUCCCAAAGGUGCUUUUUUUUCCAAGAGACAACUGGACUUUCUUUGUUUUUCUUUGAAGACCUUUCGCUUCUCAUCCAAGAAGCUUCUUCAGCUCUUGACUGGAUGGUGGGGAAUGGAAGGAUUUCUAUUCCUUGCAGACAGCUGGUCAUGUGCAUUCUUUUAGAGAGUCGUUGAAAAGGGAUGCGGUGACUCAGUGGCUAAGACGCUGAACUUGUCGAUCAGAAGGUCGGCAGUUCAGCAGUUCGAAUCCCUAGUGCCGUGUAACAGGGUGAGCUCCCGUUACUUGUCCCAGCUUCUGCCAACCUAGCAGUUCGAAAGCAUGUAAAAAAUUCAAGUAGAAAAAUAGGGACCACCUUUGGCAUUGAGUCAUGCCGGCCACAUGAGCACGGAGACAUCUUCGGACAGCGCUGGCUCUUCGGCUUUGAAACGGAGAUGAGCACCACCCCCUAGAGUCAGGAACGACUAGCACGCAUGUGCAAGAGGAACCUUUACCUAGAGAGUCGUUGAGGCCACCUGGAGGUUUUAUCUGUGUCUUCAGGGUCACCUGAGUGGUGCAUAUGGGUGUGCAGCCUUCUUGGAACUGUUGAAAGGACGGUGUUGUAGACUGGUGAUAGAUGAUGUCGUAUCCUUCCCCCCCCCCCCCCACUCUCUGUCGAGAGAGGGCUGUACAGUUUUGACAUCGAUGGCCUCUUUGACCCCUCUUUCAAACUAGCCAUCUGCAAGGAGUAUAAAUCCUUCCUUUCCCCGCCAGCCAACCAGAACUGAAGAAGCUUCUUGGAUGAGAAGUGAAACGUCUUCAACGAAAAACCGGAAAGUCCAGUUGCCUCUUGAAAGAAUAUUGCCCGACACGUUUCCUAGAAGACUUAAAUAGUUUACAGCCUUAUUCCCUGAUUAUUAUUUUUUUAUUUUAUGUUUGUUGGUUUUUGCAGCCUGAUCAUUUAGGCAAAUAGAAGCAGUAGGAAAAAAUGCUUGGGUUUUUUUUUUUUUUUCUCAUUCUGGCUACAGUGCCAUGCCAUUAUAUAAGGAAUUUAACACUGUGUGGACAUCAAAUGGAACUUAAUAUUUUGCCAGAGGGUGUCUUCUAAGUUCUGAAGUCUCCCGACAGAUAGGAAUAUACAUUCUUGAUUUUAUGUUCAAGAUUCUCCAUAACAAGCUUUAUUUUAUGCUGUUGCCUUAGAUUGGCUCCUCUAAGCCAACAUGUCUCAAUCUUGGCAACUUUGAGACGUAUGGACUUCAACUCCCAGAAUUCCCCAGUCAGCCAUGUUGACUGUGGAAUUCUGGGAGUUGAAGUCCGUAUGUCUUAAAGUUGCUGAGAUUGAGAAAGGCUGCUCCAAGCUGAGUCACACAGGUGAUAUAUGCUGUCACCUGUUCAAUUGGGGAGCAUCAAUUUUUUGGGGAGGGUCUGAAGUUGCAAAUAAUAAUUGGGGAGCGGGGAAAGGCAUGAGUGCCAAAGGCAGGGCAGUGAUGCCGACGGGUUAGAGUCCUAUCAUUUCUUUUCCUGAAUUUGAGGAGGACAGAUUUGAGCAGGAGGGCAGGUGGUCAAUCUUUAAAGGUUUAUGGGCCACCGGUAAUGAUAAAGACUUCCGUUGUGAAUUCCUUGGGGGACUUAUUGACGGGAUGACCCAGCUCAUCUGCUUGGCCACAUCGCUGAGCAAAGUCUUCCUCCUCCUGAGCUCCUUGACAACAGUUCUCCUCCUGAUGUUCCCCCAGGUCCAGUGGUGGGAUUCAAAUAAUUUAACAACUGGUUCUCUGCCCUAAUGACCGGCUGGGUGGGCAUGGCCAGGGGGUGUGACAGGCAGCACUCGGCCACCUGCACACACCCCCGGGAGCAAAAAUAGGCUGCGGGGGGAAUGCACUGUUCCCCCAUGCCCCAUUUUGGGCCUAGUAGGCCUCCCUGCAGCCUCCUGAGAGUAAAAAUGGGGUAUGGAGGGGCUGCACCACACCCCUGUGCCCCGUUUUGGGCCUAAGAGGCCUCCGUAAAGCCUCCUGGGAGCGAAAAUGGGUCAUGGGGGGCCUCUGCCCCCCCACGUCCCGUUUUGGGCCUAGGAGGACUCCCUGCACUUACCUGGGAGCCAAAAUGGGGAGCAUGGGGACUCCUGGAAGGGGAGGGGCGCAAUUUAACUACCGGUUAAGGGAAGUCAGCAAUUUAACUACCGGUUCGCCUGAACCAACCCGAACCGGCUGAAUCCCACCACUGCCCAUGUCCUAGACUAGCAGUGGGGAACGGUGGAUGGCCCUUUUAUGACUUGUGGAUUUCAAUUCCUAGAAUUCUAGGAGUUGAAGUCCACAAAUCAUAAAAGGGCCAUCUGUCCCCAGACAGUGAUCUGAUGCGAUCCCGUUUUUUUGUAGAUCCAAUCUUUUGCUUCUGGUGCACUUUUGUUCUCUUGAGAGCAGCCAUUUGAUAAUGAAGGAAAGUCUUUAGGAAAUUAAAAAAGCACGUAAUGAGAGAUGGAAAUUGGGUGUUUUUCUUCCACUUGCUAGCUCAGAAUCGGUGGGAGGGUCCAAUAAGAUGGCAGGAGAACGUUCUCAUGUUCAGUUCAAACUUGUAGCCCCCGAAGCGUGCAUAUUCUGAAGGAAAGACCCGACAAUGCAGGAGGAUCCUUGCCUUUGCCGUGGAACAGAUUUUUGCAGUACAGGGAGUCCUCGAUUUACAACCAUUCGUUUAGUGACCGUUCAGCGUUAUAACGGCACUGAAAAAAGAUUUAUGACCGUUUCCCACUUACGACCAUUGUAGCAUCCCCGUGAUCAAAAUUUGAACACUUGGCCACCGACUCAUAUCUAUGACAGUUGCAGUGUCCCCUUUUUGUGACCGUCUGGCGAAUAACAUAGAAGCCAGAUUCAUUUAACAGCCGUGUUGCUAAGUUUAAUAAGUGCGGUGUUAACAACUUGAAAACUGGAGGCCAGAAAGGUCAUAAAAUGGGGCAACACUCACUUAACAACUCUCUUGCUUAGCAACAAGUAUGUUGGGCUCAAUUGUGGCCAUACACCUUGCGCCCAAAUCCAACCCCAUGGGCUGGAUUCACCUCACACGCUAAGACAUAUCUGUGUUACCCGAAUGUACCUGUUAGCUCUUUAACUUUAAGGUGGUUGGAUCAUCUCAUCUGCUAUGACAAUUAUUUAUUUCAUUUAUUUCAUUAUUGGGCCGCAGAUUAUUUUCUGACUAAAUCGAUGGGCCGAAACAGGUUUCCUGAGUCAAUUGUACAUCAGAUAAUCUGCUGGUAUUUACAGGGGGUGAAUGUUGUUGUUGUUUUUUAAUUCCAGGAUUCUAAUGUUUGUAUGUUUGAUUAUUUUUAAGAAAAUCUGUGAUGAAGAUUGAUUGUGAUUCCUUUGUUGUUGUUGUUGUUUACUUUUCAGUGGGCUUGCGGGCUUUAUGUUUUUCCCCCCCUGAAAGCUCAGAAGUGGAGGAUAGAUAGAUGAAAUUUUGGAUAAAUAAAUAAAUGUCCAACUUUUUUUUUCAGUCAUGCUUUUAAAAGUAACCUUUUCCUCUAAUCUUUUUUUUCUUUUAAGUUUUUUAUUUUUUUUACAAAAUAAUAUUUUUUUUUCUUCUUAUCUUGUUAGCCUUUUGGACAAAGGCAACUGUCAAGUACAAGAAGCAUCUACAGAGAAGCAGGGGUGAAAUGUAAAAUUUGUUACUACCGGUUCUGUGGGUGUGGCUUGGCAAGGGGGGGGUAAUGUGACUGGGUGGGCGUGGCCAACUUUUUUUUUUUUUUUUUAACUUUUCAAAGCAUUUUUCCUAAUGCUUUGAAAAGCCUCUGCCGAUCAGGCAACUCAGCUGGGAUCAACAGAGACUUUUCAAAGCAUUUGUUUUACCACCUCUUCGGCCAAGAGGUUGCAGAAAAAAAUGCUUUGAAAAGCCUCUGAUGAUCCCAGCUGAGCCGCGUGAUCAUCAGAGGCUUUUUUUUUUUAACUUUUAAAAGCAUUUUUUCGUUGGAAGAGGUUGUAGAAAAAAUGCUUUUAAAAGUAAAAAAAAAAAAAGCCUCUGAUGAUCGUGUGGCUCAUCUGGGCAUGGGUCGGGGGGCGCAGGGAUUUUUGCUAUUGGUUCUCCGAACCACCCACCACCAUCGCUACCAAAUCAGGCGAUCCAGUCCGGACCGGGAGCAUUUCACUCCUGCAGAGAAGGGUCUGAAAAGUCACAAUGACACCUACUAUGUUGUGAUUUUUGCUUUCCCCUGGUUCCACCCACCUGUGGACAUCCCUGGCAGGAACUUUAUGGGUUGCCUCUUCCUUCUGUGAAAGAAGGUAAGAAGACUUUGAGCUAGAAAUAUUCUCCCUUAGCUAUUUGCAGUGGUACCCAAGGAGAAUUUCCAUGCGUAGAAAAAUGUAGAUGUGUUUGUAGGCUGAAAUACCAUUCUGGGCAAAGUGAUUUUAACAUUUGUGUUACCUUCCCACCAAAGUGGUACCUAUUUAUCUACUCGCGCUUGCCUGCUUUCAAAUUGCUAGAUGGGCAAUUUGCUGGCGCAAGAAAUGGAAGCUCGUCCCAUCACAUGUCACAAGGUUUGACACCUGACAAGUUCAAUGUCUUUAACCACUGAGCCAUUGUGCCCCUAAAUACAUAUAUUUAGAAGCCCACCUUGCUGUAACAUUUCACAUCAUGUGAAAUGUAAAUACUGGCCAAUUUAGCGGACAUGAAUUACUGUAUUUUUCGGAGUAUAUAAGACGCUCCGGACUAUAAAGAUGCACCUACCUUUUUGGGGGAGGAAAACAAGAAAAAAAAUCUGCCUCUGCCUCCCAGCAAUUUGCCUCCUUGCAGCAAACGGCAAAUAUCCUGUUUCAGUUUCAUUUUCCUUUUCAGCACAGCCUGAUUAGCACAAGAAAAAAAAAAAAUCUGCCGCUGCUGCCCAGCAAUUUGCCUCCUUACAGCAAACAGCGGAGGCUGAAAAUGGGGCACGCGGAGGUGGCAAUAGGAAAUGGCAAUCCCUACAGUCUGAAACAGCUGAUGGUCGGGAGGCCGACUAUCAGCUGCUUGUGCUAAUCAGACUGUGUUGAAGCUGAAACUGAAAUGGGCUGUUUGCUCCAAGGAGGCAAAUUGCUGGGAGGCAGAGGCCAGAGGGUGGGGGCCGGCGGGUGGGUGGGGCUACAUUCGGUGUAUAAGACGCACCCAAAUUUUCACCCUCUUUUGGGGGCGGGGGAGUGCGUCUUAUACUCCAAAAAAUACAGUAUCUUGAGAGCUAUGAGAAUUGGAUUACUCUCAGUAAUUACGCUUCAUCAUACAAAUAAAAUCUUAUCCUACUUCUCUUUCCCCCCCCCAUAAGAUCACCCUUUCUGUGAUCUACUGUAAAACAUGGUUUCUUCUUAAAGCCACAAUAGGCAAAGUUUCUACAACGCUGAGGCAAAAACCAACCAUCCACAGCAGGAUGGGUGAAGCCUUUUUGUCUUGAAACCAUUUUGAAAUUUUACUUUUGGCCAAAUAAUUUUGUAUCUCUCCCGCCCAUUUUUCACCCUUGUUUUACCUUUCACUUUAAUAUGCAAAAUCAAUUGCCUGUCCAAAAGAGAUCUGGUGAACUCUGGACUGGGGGAAAAAGAGCCAAAUUUGUAAUAAUAUAUUAAUGCUGGAUGAAGGAAUAUCCCGAUAUGAAUAGCUGGUAUUUAGAUUAGAAGGAUGAAACAAAACUUUUAAAUAAGAUAUCCCCCCCCCCCUUCAGGACUCAAAUCACCUGAAAAUGGUUUUUGGGGGGAGAAAAACGGUCCAAAAAUUGCUACUGGUUUAUAAAUAUGAAGUAUAAAUAUAUUUAUAAAAUAUCAGACUAUCAAAUACAUUUUCCGCCAGAUGCCGAGGUCCGAUGUAUUUUCUGGGAACUAUGAAUAAAGGACUUCUGUCCAAAUGCUCUUUAUUGAUUUGUCUUGUUGAUUAUUUAUAAGUGUGAAUAAAAUGUAAUCAAAUAGGUUUUAUUUUUUGUAAAAUUCAAGAAUAAAAUAAAAAAAACCUUGUACAACCGUA
Messenger RNA from Pantherophis guttatus, 7519 nucleotides. RefSeq names its product cytidine monophosphate N-acetylneuraminic acid synthetase (gene CMAS). The record is from RefSeq and is a predicted model, not a curated record. Gene Ontology annotation, molecular function: N-acylneuraminate cytidylyltransferase activity. NCBI's taxonomy places the organism in Eukaryota, Metazoa, Chordata, Lepidosauria, Squamata, Colubridae.